AUGGACAAACACCCUCCCUCGGUCGAAUCGCUUCAGAGGGAGGUCACUGAACUCAUUACGACAUAUCAUGGCCGACACCGGACGAAAGAAGCGACCGAACUGGAGGCUGCGAUGACGACAGCGGGGAAGCGUGCUUCUGCGACCGACACCGACCGCGAUCCAACGGCAAUAAUUCUCGAAGAACUAUCCACAUGUAUGAGAAGAUGCUUGCAGGCUAAGCUGUGGAUCGUGGCUGUAGAUCUCGGGAUCUUGGUGAUGGUAUCCUGCGAGAACCUGAAAGGCGAGCGAGACUCGAUGACCUUGACCGCGAUGAACAAUCUCGCAUCGGCCUAUUUGGGCCGUGGGCAACUAACCCAAGCUGCGGCUCUCGCUUCCCGAGUCGUCGAGUUGAGACGGAAUAUUCUUGGCGAGACCCAUCCCCAGACGUUGACUUCGAUGACAAACCUUGCUUCUGUGUAUCGCAGUCAGGGCCUUUGGCAUGAUGCGCUCAAGCUCGAUGUGCGGAUCUUGGAGAUGAAGAAGAAGACCAUAGGCCCCAGGCAUGCGUCUACCUUGGGUUCGAUGUCAAAUUUGGCUCUCUCAUAUUCCAAUCUUGGUUGGCAUGAGAAAGCCGAGUCGAUCACGAAACAACUAGUUGAUCUUGGAGAAAAGGAAUUACCUCGUACGAACUCCUCGCUUUUAAAUUGGAAACUCAGUCUCGCAUCAGCAUACAGGGAUCAGGGUAAGUUGGAUUCCGCUGAGAAGCUGGAGCUGGAGGUCCUGGCCGCUAGUCGAGAUAUUAAUGGACCACAUAGUCCAUUCACACUCAUCGCUAUGGCCAAUCUUGCAUCUACAUACCGUGAACAAGGUCGAUUUUCCGAUGCCGAACGGCUUGAGAAGGAAGUCGUGACUGGCAGUGAGAGCGGACUCGGCGAGGCACACCCGCAAACGCUCAUGUCCAUAAGCAAUCUAGCUUCAACUUAUCGCAAUCAAGGCCGACUCGAAGAAGCGAAGAAUCUCGGGGAGAAGGCAACGACAGUGAUGAAAGAGGUGCUAGGGGAGCAUCAUCCCCAUACGCUGGUCGCCAUGGCGGAUCUCGCCGUCACAUAUCAGAUGAACAGGCAAUCAACAGAUGCGGAGAGAUUGGCUUCCCGGUCUCUUCGUUUGAUGGAAGCAACACUCGGCAAAGAUCAUCCGCACACGCUCUGCGCAAUGGCCAAUCUAAGCUUCAUAUACCAGUCGCAGAGCAAGUGGGAUGCUGCCGGGGAAAUAGCGGAGACGCUAUAUGCGCGCAGGGAAGAGAUAUUUGGGAAGGAGCAUCCAGAGACCGUGGCGGCUCUGGAGGAGCUGACGAAAGUAGCGCGGGUAGAGGCAGCAAAUCAGAAUGCACAACAGACAUUGUAUUAG
Molecule: messenger RNA, 1386 nt
Organism: Penicillium paradoxum
Lineage: Eukaryota; Fungi; Ascomycota; Eurotiomycetes; Eurotiales; Aspergillaceae
Exons: 1
Coding region: 1-1386 (461 amino acids)
Molecular function (GO): protein binding
Source: RefSeq, a predicted model, not a curated record